AUGCAACUCUCAUCUUUCACCUCCUUCCUGGUUGUUUUCCAGGUGCAGCAUCGCAUCACAGGUCAGGUGAUGGCACUGAAAAUGAACACGCUGGCCAGCAACAAAGCUAACAUGCUACGAGAAGUGCAGCUCAUGAACAGACUUUGCCACCCCAACAUUCUCAGAUGUAACCUACUUACUGACUGUUUUACUGUGCAGAACUGUCUGGUUCGCUGUGACAACGGUGCGUUCACUGCUGUGGUGGGAGACUUCGGCCUGGCAGAGAAGAUCCCAGAUUACAGUGAUGGUGCAGAGAAGCAGCCUCUGGCCAUCGUGGGCUCUCCCUAUUGGAUGGCUCCUGAAGUUCUGAGAGGAGAGCUGUACGAUGAGAAGGUGGAUGUAUUUGCAUACGGCAUCAUCCUGUGUGAGAUCAUUGCCCGGAUUGAAGCUUAUCCUGAUUUCUUACCCAGGACAGAGAACUCCAACUGCGACAAGGCGCUUACCGGACAAAAUCACGAGGAGCUGAGGAUAGUGAUGGUGGGGAAGACUGGAGUUGGAAAGAGUGCCUCUGGAAACACCAUCCUGGGAAGAAAGUGCUUUGCAUCAAAGUUGAGUGCUAAGUCUAUGACUGUAGACUGUUCUAAGGACAGAGGUGAGGUGUUUGGACAACAGGUUGCUGUUAUUGACACCCCAGGCUUGUUUGACACCAGGUUUGGCAUGGAUAGAACAACUAAAGAUGUGACCCAGUGCAUCACUUAUGCUGCUCCUGGACCCCAUGUCUUCCUGGUGGUCAUCAGACUGGGAAGAUACACUGAAGAAGAAAUGAAGACGGUGCAGAAGAUUCAAGAAAUCUUUGGUCAGGCUGCAGACAGAUACAGCAUGGUGCUCUUUACUGGUGGUGAUCUUCUUAAAGGUACCCCUAUUGAAGAGUUCUUGGGUGAAAGUUCAGACAUACAGGAACUUAUAGCCAGAUGUAACGGCCAGUAUCAUGUCUUCAAUAAUCAGCUGAAAGAUGGAGCUCAGGUCACUGAGCUGCUCCAGAAGAUCAGAAACAUAGUCCAGAAGAACGGAGGAAACCACUACACCAACCAGAUGUUCCAAGACGCUGAGAGGGCAGUCGAAGAGGAGAAACAACGCAUCCUCUACGAAAAAGAAGAAGAAAUACGCAGAAAACAAGAAGAACUGGAGAGGAAAAUACAGGAAAAAUAUGAGAAACAGAUGGAGAGAAUGCAUGCCCGACUCCAGGCUGAGAGAGAGAGGGAGAUGAGAGAGAGAGAGGAGGAAAGAAGGAGGGAAAGGGAGGAGAGGGAAAGGGAGAGGGAGAGAGAGAGGCAGGAAAGAGAAGCCGCAAGGGAGAGAGAGAGAGAGGAGAGAGAGAGAGAAAUUGCAAAUAUGCAGAGACAUUUAGAGGAAGAACGUGAAAGAGAACUGGAAGAGGAAAGAGAAAGACUGAGAAGGCAAAGACAGCUGCAGGACAACAAUGAUUGUACAAUUCUCUGA
Molecule: messenger RNA, 1479 nt
Organism: Scomber japonicus (chub mackerel)
Lineage: Eukaryota; Metazoa; Chordata; Actinopteri; Scombriformes; Scombridae
Product: GTPase IMAP family member 4-like
Exons: 7
Coding region: 1-1479 (492 amino acids)
Biological process (GO): protein phosphorylation
Molecular function (GO): GTP binding; protein kinase activity; ATP binding
Source: RefSeq, a predicted model, not a curated record